Messenger RNA from Auxenochlorella protothecoides, 1329 nucleotides. RefSeq names its product Eukaryotic peptide chain release factor subunit 1-3. Gene Ontology annotation, cellular component: translation release factor complex; cytosol. The coding region runs from base 1 to 1329 and encodes 442 amino acids. The record is from RefSeq and is a predicted model, not a curated record. The transcript has 7 exons. Gene Ontology annotation, molecular function: translation release factor activity, codon specific; sequence-specific mRNA binding. Gene Ontology annotation, biological process: cytoplasmic translational termination. Lineage: Eukaryota; Viridiplantae; Chlorophyta; Trebouxiophyceae; Chlorellales; Chlorellaceae.
AUGGCGGAUCAGAAGUCGGACGCCGACCAGCAGGUCGAGAUUUGGAAAGUCAAGCGGCUCAUCAAGGCGCUAGACAAUGCCAAGGGCAACGGCACUUCAAUGAUCAGCCUCAUCCUGCCACCAAAGUCCCAGGUAGCCCAAUCUCAGGCCAUGCUGGCCAACGAGUACGGCACCGCCUCCAACAUCAAGUCCCGCGUCAACCGUCAGUCGGUGCUGGCUGCCAUCACGUCUGCCCAGCAGCGGCUCAAGCUGUACAACCGCGUCCCGCCCAACGGGCUCAUCGUGUACACGGGCACCGUGCUGACGGAGGACGGCAAGGAGAAGAAGCUGAACGUCGACUUCGAGCCCUUCAAGCCCAUCAACACCUCCCUGUACCUGUGCGACAACAAGUUUCACACCGAGGCUCUGAACGAGCUGAUGGAGGCUGACUCCAAGUACGGCUUCAUCGUCAUGGACGGGAACGGCACGCUGUUCGGCACGCUGUCUGGGAACAGCCGCGAGGUGCUGCACAAGAUCACGGUGGACCUGCCCAAGAAGCACGGGCGCGGCGGGCAGUCCGCGCUGCGUUUCGGCCGCCUGCGCAUGGAGAAGCGGCACAAUUACGUGCGCAAGGUGGCCGAGCUGGCCGUCCAGUUCUUCAUCUCCGCGGACCGCCCCAACGUGGCGGGGCUGGUGCUGGCAGGCAGCGCCGACUUCAAGACCGAGCUGUCGCAGUCCGACAUGUUUGACGCCCGCCUACAGGCUGUGAUUCUCGCAGUGGUGGACGUGUCCUACGGUGGAGAGAACGGAUUCAGUCAAGCGAUCGAGCUGUCGGCCGACACCCUGUCCAACGUGAAAUUUGUGCAAGAAAAGCGGCUGAUCAGCAGUUUCUUCGACCAGAUCAGUCAAGAUACGGGAAAAUAUGUGUUUGGAGUGAAGGACACGCUGGCGUGCCUGGAGAUGGGAGCGGUAGAAACCCUCAUCAUCUGGGAGAACCUGGAGGUCUCCCGCUAUGUAUUCAACACCUCAUCAGGAGAGCAAGAAGUAAAGAUCCUGACCAAAGAACAGGAGACAGAUAGCAAGCUAUUCAAGGACAAGGUCACUGGACUUGACCUGGAUGUGGUAGAGAAGCAACCCCUGCUGGAGUGGCUUGCCAACGGCUACAAGAAAUUCGGAUGCCAGCUGGAGUUUGUGACGAAUCGGUCGCAGGAGGGGUCUCAGUUCUGCCGAGGGUUUGGCGGCAUCGGCGGGCUGCUCAGGUAUGCGGUGAACACCGCCGAGUUCGAGGAGCCCGACGACGUGGACCGUCCCGGCUCGGACGAGGAGUGGACGUCAGACGAGGACAUCUGA